UUGUUACUUCAGGAGAAACGUCUAGAAGGACGGGCGAUCAGUCCUCCGUCCUUUGCUGCAAGGACAGAGAAAUCUAAAUCCAGAUCGUACUCCAGGUCCGACUCUGACUCAAGCGAGGAAGAUGGCGAGGAGGAGAAGGUGGAGUUUAUCACUAGCUUCGGGGGAGGGGAAUCAGAUCAGGAGGGGAAACAUGGGAUCACAUUCAGAAAGCGUAAGAAGGAGUACAAUGACCCGAUUGGACCAGAUCUACCAAGCUCAGAUAGGAAAAAGAGGAGGAGAAGAGAGAGAUCGUCUCAUAGAUCCCGGAGAAAAUCUAGGAGUAGGAGCAAGAGUCGGAGCAGGAGCCGGAGGACCGGAUCUAGAAGAUCCAGAAAUGAUAGAAAUGGUCAUAAAAGUUCAAAGAAGAGAUCAAGAACAAAGUCUGGAUCAAGAUCCAAGCAAAAAGCGAGAACUAGAAGAACAAGAACAAGAUCACGAUCAAGAUCGAGAUCUAAAUCCAGAUCAGGGUCGAAAUCUUCCUCCAGAUGUAGUUUGAGAAGAGGUUCCCAGUCUCCAGUUGAUGUGGGGAGAAUAACUUUUAAAAAUGAGGGAGAUGAACCAGUAUUUAAGUCCGCAGCGCCUCACCUCUCCACCCAUCAAUCUCAAUAUAAACCUCCAACUAAUCACCAUCCUUCUAUGCUGGCCUAUCCCCCGCCUCCUAAACCUGACACCCUGGGAGCUCUGGACUUUCUGGAGAGAGAAGCCACGCCCCCGCCCCAGACAACUCAGGAGGGAAUACCACCAGGCUUCGUCCCGCCUCUGCCAAAAAUUCCACAUCCGGACGAAUUGACGAAGGACUCCUCAGAUUCCUCUGACGACGAAGAGAACAAGAAUGGAUACAGAUCCAAGUACAGAAACAAGCAUGCUUCUAGUGAUGAAGAUACUAAACCAAAAAUACCCAAGGUUGAAAGCGCAGCAUUGGUUAAUCCAUCAGAGAAUUUAGGUGUACUCAGUGUACCGGGGGCAGUGCCUUGUAUUGAACCACCUCCUGUUAAACGGUACUAUGGGAGACGGAAAGAGAAUGAAUCAGACUCUGAACUCUCUAUGGACUCGGAUAACGAGUCUAAAAAAAUUAGUCACAAAAUCAAACAAAGGGUUGAAAAAAAGAUAAAAGAGUCCUCUUCUGCAAAAGAGGAUACCCUUGCUCUCAAGGAGAAAAUACGCAAAAAAAUGCAGCAGCAAAUAAAAAGAACUUACAAGGAGGAUAAAAAAGCAGAACAAGAGAGAUUACGGAAACUAGAGGAGGAGCAAUUUUUCAGAGAAGAAGAGCUGCGUGAGAUUUCUGAGAAGAUGAAGGCUAAAGAAAGGGAAAAGAGAAGAUUGGAGCGUAGUUCCUCAAGGUCCAGGUCUAGGGAGAGAAUAAGGUCUAGAUCGAGAAAUCGAAGAUCACGAAGCAAGGACCGACGAAGAUCAAGGUCCCGGGAUAAGGGAAGUAGAAACCGGCGAAGAUCAAGAUCCCGGGAUGGAGGAAGAAAAUCAAGGUCAAGAUCAAGUUCAAGAAGAGAAUCAAGAAACAAAACGGAAGGCAGACUAGUGGACUACUGAGCUGAGCAAUCAUAAAUGAUACAGAUUCAGAGCUAGAAACUCUCUUAUUGAUUCAAUUUCAAAGUUUGAUCAAUUAGGAAGUAUUAACGUAUUUCGUCCAUUUCAAUUUUCCUGUUCAUUAUUUAUUUAUUCCAUUGUAAACAGAGAUCGAAUUUAAUGAAUGUCGAGAAGGCGUGAAUUGAUCCACGUAAAAGCAAAUCUUUUGAUUGUUCAACUUGAAGUUUUUAAUUUUUGAAUUAUCCAUGUCACUAAAAUCCUGUUACUUGUUGUUGUCUGAAUGGGUUGAAUUGUCGGUGAACUUGAGUAAAGUACUUGAACUGGCGUGGGUAGUUUAGCGGCUUACUCCCAACUCAUUAAAUGCGGUCCAUGGGGUAUUAGAUUUACACUGGUUUCCGGCAGUGUAGCUUUAUUUACUGUAAGCGUAAUUUCAAGUGAUCCUCCUUGCUGAGAUGGCAAGGGUUUCACAACGGUAAUCUUGAAACCUGUCUAAAAAAAGAAUCGAAGAUAUUGUAGUUGUUCUGGGGUUUAAAGUGUUAAAUUUCGAUAAUUCAUUUAUGUUUUCCUGAAGUAUAAAUUCACAAGUCACUAAAGAGAUUACAAUUAUUUAUUCAGUUUUCAAAAUCAUUACUAUUGAUGCCAACUUCAUACUUGAUCAGACAAAGUUUUUAAGGGAACCGUUGUGAAACAGGCAUGGUCACCUUUAGAUGGAGAGUCAUUUAAAAUUACGCUUACAGUUCCUUAAAGAAGCGGAAUAAAAUAAUUAGCAUGAUCAUGGCAAUCUUGAAUCUAAAUGAAGUUCAAUAUGGACUAGAAAUGUUUCAAGUGUGAUUGGGAACAAGCAAGACCGAUUAAAAAUAUGCAACUGUUUAAAAACGUUUAAAAGCAGUAAUUUUAAUCUAGGGCUAACUUAAAAAUCAAACUUCACUACUAAUGAAUUAGUAAAUUCAAAAACCUGUUUACUACUGGCUUUGGGAAUUACAUUGUGUAACACGCAUAAUUGAUAAUUGUACAUUGUUUCAGAA
Molecule: messenger RNA, 2606 nt
Organism: Eurytemora carolleeae
Lineage: Eukaryota; Metazoa; Arthropoda; Copepoda; Calanoida; Temoridae
Product: arginine/serine-rich coiled-coil protein 2
Exons: 17
Coding region: 676-1584 (302 amino acids)
Source: RefSeq, a predicted model, not a curated record